Molecule: messenger RNA, 2288 nt
Organism: Phlebotomus papatasi
Lineage: Eukaryota; Metazoa; Arthropoda; Insecta; Diptera; Psychodidae
Product: histone H2A deubiquitinase MYSM1-like
Exons: 3
Coding region: 142-2214 (690 amino acids)
Biological process (GO): double-strand break repair
Cellular component (GO): BRCA1-A complex; BRISC complex
Molecular function (GO): polyubiquitin modification-dependent protein binding; metallopeptidase activity
Source: RefSeq, a predicted model, not a curated record
CUGGGUAAGUGACAGCAUUAUGCUGUCAGUGCAUAACCUCACAAUUUAUUGCUCCCGGAUUCAGUGUGUCCCCUGAAAAUAGGAAUUUUCAUCCUAGUUUAAUGUGUUUUCCCGGUGAAUAUCAAUACAAGUGUCAUCAGAAUGUCCAAAACUAUAGAGGAAGAGGAAGAAAUUGAUAUAAUUGGGGAUUACGAGAGAGAAAUCUCCAACAUAAGUUCUGGACAGAUUCUCUCCUGCGAGUACACAGUCCAUCCCCGUUGGCUAGCAGACAAUGCAGAUCUCUGGGUAACAGAUUCGCAGCAAAAGGAGCCAGUUGAGACAAUUGAAUUGUCAGAAAUCAGUGAACUUGAGUGGCCCAAUCAGCAGGUAUGUCAGAAUUUUAUUGUCUUGGACAAAGAUAUCCCAGUGACUAUAGAGGAAGAAGUCGUAGCAUCGUCAUCGGGUGUGGGAAAAGGGGGAAAAAAGAAAACCCAUUCGAAUUCAAGGAGCCUCCUUAAGAAAAGUGCUCUGGAGGAGAUUCCUCCAGAGAAUUUGCCUCAGGAAAGUCUUCAGCAAUUCCCAGAUACUCAUGUACGUCUCUCAUCGCUGUCGGAGGCAAGUGACUGUGAUACAGAAAAAGUGGUUCAGAGAAGCAAAAAGAAUGUGCCUUCCCGGACAAAUCUGAGCCCUGCAAGAGGCGCAGAUCGUCUAAGAAGUCCAAAGAGGAAGCGAACAAAGGGGAAGCAUUCAAAUCGUCCUUCUAGGCAUAAAAAAUCCAUCAAUGAGGAUUUUGGGGAGAACAUCACAAUUAUUCAUGAUUCCGGAGAUAAUUUACCAAGUCCAGUUGGUUGGAUUGGAAGAGAUUGUGAAGUGACCAUCCCGAAGGAUGGAAAUGAAAGUGACGAGGAGGUGGACAUUGAAUCUGAAGACAAUCCCAUUGACUUAAAAUCACCCAGUCCUCAGCAGAUAAUCCCAGAAGAGCCCAAAGAACCAGCGCCGCAUGAAAAUGAAAAGGCCGUGCCCAAGAGACCAGAAGUACCUGAGCACAUCCGGGAGAUCCUAGACAGUGCAGAGAUUCCGCAAAUGGAGAAAAGACUGAUUCUGAAUGAAGUAACUCCAAUUGAAAAAUUCAUCUUCGCUGAAUUCUUCGAGGGACGAGUUACAAAGACUCCCGAUCGCUUCCUCAAAAUCCGGACGCACAUCAUAAAUUCCUGGACAAAUGCCCGGCCAGCAUAUGUUGGGAAGACUGCAGCGAGAUCUGGCCUGAAAAAUUGUGGAGAUGUCAAUUGUAUCAGCAGAAUUCACACGUUCCUCGAGCAAACGGGAGUGAUUAAUUUUGGUCAUGCAGGAGAAUAUUUCCACUACAUCCGACCUCUUUGGCGCCUCCUGGACAACUUCACCAAUCUCCCGAGGAAGAACUCUUCUGCCUCAAAUGAUGGAAAAAUCAUUCCCGGAAAGAGAAAUCGCGUACGAUACAACGAUGGAAUGAAUGUAACAAUUCAGCAUUCCGACGAAACUCUCCUGCGUAUCCCAAAUACCCAAGAAUCAACGACCAAGUGGAAGAGAUCGAGAGAUAUUGAACUGGUCAAAUGCAGAAAAUUCACCGAAACCCAACUCCCACCAUUUUCCAUCACAGUCACUCUCAGUACGCUCCUCUCCCUCCAACUGCACUCCCUCACGUCCCGGCACGAAGUUAUGGGCUUCCUGGGUGGCCAGAGGCAUGCCAACAGCAUCUCCCUGGAACGUUACAAACCCUGCCGGACAUCCAAGCAGAGUGGCACGAUGUGCGAAAUGUGUCCAGUGUCUCAAGUUGAACAAAGUGAUAGUCUCGUGAUGGAGGGUUUCCAGCUUCUGGGCUGGUUCCACUCUCAUCCCCUCUUUCCGCCCAAUCCCUCGCGAACGGACAUUGAGACUCAGGCUGAGAUGCAGAGGCACUUCUCUGCAGACGAUUCGCCCUUUGUGGGCUUCAUUCUGGGAUGCGUGGAGAUGAAAUUCAAGUGCAUUUACAUUGUGGGAGGAUGCCAAGCACCCGAUGAGGACUCAGUCUACGAGAUUGACGUCUCAGUGAGUGAUGAUUUUGGGCAUUCGGAAAGGAGUCUUCAGGACAUUCUGUCCCUCUUUGAACCACUUCCCGAGGAGACUGUCGAAAAGUUCAAAACAUCGGCAAAUACUCUCCUCCAGCAACAGGGAUUAAACUGUGACAUUUCAGCUCUUAUCAAUUUACCUGGAUUUUGAUAUCUAAACGACACACGAGCUUAGGUUAAUUAUUUAAAAAUAAAUAGUUUUAAUUAAAUGACCUUUAUUCAAUG